UGUCAUUUUAGACAUUGACAACGACAAUGUAAAGUAUUGUUUACUUUUUCUGAUUUGUUGCCUUGGUUUUCAAUUUUAAUUAUUUUUAAAUAUGCAAGACCAAACUAGCGAAAAAGGCAUAUUGCUGCCUCACCAUGAGCAAGAGACGCUGUGUACUACACGUUUGCCUUAUCGACAGGGGAGAAAGUUAACCGCAGUAAAGGUAUACUCUAUUAGCAAGGAGUCAAACCACCUUCUAAUAUUUGGAGUUCCCUCUCUAAACCUUCGUCAAGAGACCAAAGCACUGUUCACCAAGUUUGGCAAGCUUCUACAAUUCAACAUAUCAACUGAGCAUGCGUCUGAAGCCUUCACAGAAACCUAUCACGCACAAUAUGAAAGGAUACAAUCCGCUCGGCAUGCGAAAAGAAUGCUUGACACAAAAAACUUCUUUGGUGGUUCCUUACACGUCUGUUAUGCUCCAGAAUUUGAAAGUAUUGAUGAAACCAGACAGAAAUUGUUCCAACGGCAGAAAGACAUCAUAUUUAGAUUAAGAAACUUAACUAAAGAUCAACACAAUACAGUUACAGAGAGUAAUACAUAUAAAACUGAUGCUUUAAUAUCAAGUAAUGAAACAACUAAGCCUGUCGAAAUUGUAUCAGAGCCAUCAGAGCCUAUAAAACUGAAUAUGGGAGUACCAAAUACUAUAUACAGUGGAAAACAAUUAAACGACUCAAAUAGAAAACGUAAAAUAAACAAUAAAAGAAAAUCAAAGACGCUUUUAGAUGAUAAUGUAAAAAAAUCUUAUAAUAGCUUUGAGCAUAAUGUUACAAAUAGUAAUUCAGACGUUAUGUAUAAUGUUCCUACUAGUAAUAAUAAUAUUAAUAUUACAACAGGUAAUAUUAGUAUUACAACAGGUAAUAUUAGUAUUACAACAGGUAAUAUAACACUUGGUAAUCACAGUAAUAUUAAAGUUAUAGAUUGUACAAGAAUAGAUAAUGAAGUGGUUACAAACAUAAACGAAUCUCUCAAUUAUAGUAAUUUUGGCAAUGAGGUUAUAAGAAAGAUUCCUGAAAAACCUGUGAAUAAAAUACAAUUUCAUUUAAAUAAAAAAUCAUAACAUAUA
This is a messenger RNA of Bicyclus anynana (squinting bush brown), 1102 nucleotides long. RefSeq names its product RNA-binding protein 48. Gene Ontology annotation, cellular component: nucleoplasm. Gene Ontology annotation, molecular function: nucleic acid binding. The record is from RefSeq and is a predicted model, not a curated record. The coding region runs from base 92 to 1096 and encodes 334 amino acids. The transcript is spliced from 2 exons. NCBI's taxonomy places the organism in Eukaryota, Metazoa, Arthropoda, Insecta, Lepidoptera, Nymphalidae.